This is a messenger RNA of Cryptotermes secundus, 1130 nucleotides long. RefSeq names its product homocysteine S-methyltransferase 1. Bases 276 to 908 code for a protein of 210 amino acids. Gene Ontology annotation, biological process: S-methylmethionine cycle. The transcript has 4 exons. The record is from RefSeq and is a predicted model, not a curated record. NCBI's taxonomy places the organism in Eukaryota, Metazoa, Arthropoda, Insecta, Blattodea, Kalotermitidae. Gene Ontology annotation, molecular function: S-adenosylmethionine-homocysteine S-methyltransferase activity.
AGUCUGUGGAGUCACGAAUAGUAAUGUACACAUUUAUGUUGUUUUUAAGUAAAUUGCAAUGUCAUUCUUGACGACAGAUGGACUUCUUAAAAUUGCUACGAAUGUGAGUCUUGCAUAACAUUUAAUUUGCGUUCUCAUCGUGACGUGACAUUUCUCUGAAAGUUGUUCUCUUAAGAUGGUCAGUUUAUAAGGAAGUCGACACAGUUCUGUAUUUUUGGAGAGCAACUUGAAAUGGUCAAUAAUCUUCAUGAAUUUAUUGUAGUUAAAAUGAAAUAAUGUGUGCAUUAGAAAGUCGGGUUUAUGUGGUGGAUGGUGGUUUUGCUACGCAGUUGUGUAACCACGUAAGUGAUCCAAUAGACGGCACACCUCUAUGGAGUGCUAGUUUUCUUUAUUCCAACCAAAAUGCAGUCAUUAAAACGCAUCUGGAUUUCCUACGAGCGGGUGCUGAUGUGUUGAUGACAAAUACAUAUCAAGCCAGUAUUGGAGGAUUUAUAAAAUAUCUUGGACUGAGCAAGGAAGCAAGCUAUGAGUUGAUUAAAACAGCAGUAAGUUUGGCAAAAUUAGCUUGCUCACUCUAUGCUACAGAGGUGGGAUCCACUGCAGAUGCACGCAAGAUACUAAUAGCAGGUGCAGUAGGACCAUAUGGGACUGCUCUACAUGACUGCUCAGAGUACACAGGCAGCUAUGUGGCACAUGUGAGUCGCAAGGAAAUUGCUGAUUGGCAUCGACCAAGAAUACAAGCACUGGUGGAGGCUGGUGUUGAUAUCCUUGCUUUUGAGACCAUUCCUGCUCAGUCAGAAGGAGAAGCUCUGAUGGAUCUGCUCAAGGAGUUUCCUGAACAGAAAGCUUGGCUUUCUUUCUCAUGUAAGGUUCGUACAGUUCAUUAUAACAAAUAUGUAACUGAAUGAACUACUUAAAUAAAAUAUUCACUACACUACCGUACAAUAUACACCAAGUCAUGAAUAUUUCAAAUUAUCUAAUGAAGAAUAUUCUAAAUAAGUAGAAUGAAAGGGCAGUCUAGACUGUAACAGCUGCAGAUUCACAACUACACAAAUGGCAGCAGAUUUCCAAAAAAUUGGUACUGCAGAAUUGAAACUAAAGAAGAGUUGCAAAAUCAUUUUGGAUAUUCU